Molecule: messenger RNA, 267 nt
Organism: Neohortaea acidophila
Lineage: Eukaryota; Fungi; Ascomycota; Dothideomycetes; Mycosphaerellales; Teratosphaeriaceae
Exons: 2
Coding region: 1-267 (88 amino acids)
Biological process (GO): protein histidyl modification to diphthamide
Molecular function (GO): metal ion binding
Source: RefSeq, a predicted model, not a curated record
AUGGCAGACAAUAUCUACGAUGAGAUAGAAAUUGAAGACAUGACCUACGACUCCACCCUCCAAAUCUACCACUAUCCCUGCCCCUGCGGCGACCGCUUUGAAAUCAACAUCGACGACCUACGAGACGGAGAGGAAAUCGCCGUCUGCCCGAGCUGUAGUUUGCAAAUUCGUGUGAUCUUCGACAAGGAUGAUCUUCCGAAGCCGGAUGGGGAGGGGGCGAGUCAGAUGGGGGCGCCGGUGCAGCAGGUUGUGGCGGCUGGUGUGUGA